Messenger RNA from Solanum stenotomum, 1250 nucleotides. Its product is annotated as polygalacturonase-like. NCBI's taxonomy places the organism in Eukaryota, Viridiplantae, Streptophyta, Magnoliopsida, Solanales, Solanaceae. The record is from RefSeq and is a predicted model, not a curated record. Bases 33 to 1250 code for a protein of 405 amino acids. Gene Ontology annotation, molecular function: polygalacturonase activity. The transcript is spliced from 5 exons. Gene Ontology annotation, biological process: carbohydrate metabolic process.
ACAAAAAAAAAAAGUUGGAGGGGUUUUAAAAGAUGGAUUUGAAAUUCAAGUUGGUUCAUAUUGCAUUAGGUGUGUUACUUCUAGCACAAAAAGGUGAAUCUCAAAAUGCUAAUUUUGAUAUAACUAAAUAUGGUGCCAAUGCCAAUGCUGAUAUUAGUGAGGCUGUGGGGAAAGCUUUUAAAGAAGCAUGUGCAUCAACAAGUCCAAGUACAAUAGUGAUCCCAAAAGGAACAUUCCAAAUGAAUCAAGUGAAAUUAGAAGGACCAUGCAAAGGCCCUAUUGAACUUCAAAUUCAAGCCAUUUUGAAAGCUCCUUCAGACCCUAAUGCAAUCAAGGUUGGUGAAUGGUUAACAGUCAACAAACUUGAUUUCUUCACAAUGUCUGGUGGUGGAACACUUGAUGGUCAAGGUAAAGCUGCAUGGGAAUGCAAACAGUCCAAAAAGUGCACCAAGCUUCCCAAUAAUUUGAGCUUCAACUCCCUCACAAAUUCCAUAAUCAAGGACAUAACAACAUUGGAUAGCAAAUCAUUCCAUGUGAAUGUUAACCAAUGCAAGAACUUAACUUUCAUUAACUUCAACGUCAGUGCUCCGGCUAAUAGCCCGAACACUGAUGGGAUCCACGUGGCGAGAGCAAGCUCUGUGAAUAUCACAGAGUCUGCUUUCUCCACGGGAGAUGAUUGCAUCUCCAUUGGCGAUGAAACGGAACAACUUUACAUCACUAAAGUCACUUGUGGACCUGGUCAUGGUAUUAGUGUGGGUAGCCUUGGUGGAAAUCCUGGUGAAAAGCCAGUUGUUGGUGUUUUUGUUAAAAAUUGCACUUUUACUAGCACUGAUAAUGGUGUUAGGAUCAAGACAUGGCCUGCUUCUCAUCCUGGUGUUGUAUCUGAUAUACAUUUUGAAGAUAUCAUUGUGCAAAAUGUUAGCAAUCCUAUUGUCAUUGAUCAAGUUUAUUGUCCAAGUGGAAAAUGCAACAAAGAUUUGCCUUCACAAGUGAAGAUUAGCAAGGUGUCUAUCCAAAACAUAAAAGGUACAUCAAGAACUCAAAAUGCAGUCACACUACUUUGUAGCAAAGGCUCACCAUGUGAAGGUGUUGAAGUUGGAGACAUUGACAUCUCAUAUAGUGGUAAAGAAGGACCAGCAAAAUCAAGUUGUGAAAAUAUUAAGCCAAAUUUUAAGGGCAAACAAAUUCCAGCUGUUUGUUCAGCUGCUGCUGAUGCUCCUGCUCCCGCCGCGGCCGCCGCGGCUUCUUAA